GGUAGGCAUUUGUGGUAUGGGGAUUUGUCCAUACAUGAUUUAUAUCAGAGCGGUGAACUCUAUAUAUCCCAGUUUAUAAUUGCAACUAAGAAGAAGGCAUCAACAAUCAGUAGGUCAGCAAUAAUCUUGUAACCCUGAAUGAUGGGUCUGAAAACCCUACGAUAUUGCGUGAUACUUGCAAUGUUGGGUGGAUGUGUCCUGCUGAUGAGACUGAGCUAUUUGUUAUCACUGUUGAACUCGCGCAAUGUUCCACCUCAUAGGGCAUCGGGACUGGCCGUAAACCCGGUUCUGGGGAUUCAGAGGUUUCCUGAAGGUUUUGGGAAAAGGCAAAACGAAGAAAAAGAAAAAGCUUUGAAUCAGCGUACAACAAAGACAACUACCAUGGCAUUUACUAAGUUAACCAGUAGCACUGACAUGACAACCACGACGCCUGCAACCAUGGAAACCAGAAAACAAGCUAUGACAACCAGGACUGUAUCUUACAACCAGUCGCCUGUUGUUCAUGCCGAUCUGAAACGAAAACUGACCACGCCAGGAACUAACCAGAUUUAUGACCGCCCGUGCACUGGAAAUAAAGUAUAUAAAGGACCCUGCACCUGUGUCAGAUUCCCCGACCAUGACUUGCCUGGUUCGGUGUUGUACAGUCUGGCAGGAUCUGGUAAUACGUGGACGCGGUUUUUGUUGGAACAGGUAUCAGGAUAUUUCACUGGAAGCAUGAACUACGACCCUGAUCUUAAAAAAGGAGGUUUUCGAGGUGAAUAUAGACAAGACAGCAAGGUAUUUGCCAUUAAAACCCACUCAGGUGUAAAUGAAACGCUUAAGAAAUGCCAGAAAGCCAGAGAUACGCCCAUUGCAAGAGCUGUUGUCCUCAUACGGGAUACAUUCAACGCCUCCAUGAGCGAGUUGAUGAGGAGGAUAACGCACGGCUCACACACUGACACGGGAAGUGAACUCUCGAUAACAGUUGUUAGACUAUAUCUCCGAGGGUUCCGAGAUGCUGGGAGCAAGCGUACAUUGGAAUGGAUUAGUCAAUCUAAACUACCAAUAUUUGUGCUACGUUAUGACGCACUUACAAACAACCUAGUCGAGGCUUUAAAGUCGGUAAUGGCCUUUUUACAAAUGCCUGUGAUCGAAGGACGAUUAGAAUGCAUCAAAAGGCACUCUGAGGGAAAGUUUCAUCGAGGUAAUAGAACGACGCCACGUUCAUCCAUUGUUAAAAUGAUUAGAAGCGUGUCGGAGCCUGCCGAUAAACUUGUCGAAGACACUUUGAAGCUAAGAUACAAAUCUUUUCCUAAUCUAACCUGUGGAUAUCUACACAAUAGUCAUAGCACGGUCAAAGGAAGUGCAUGUAACUUUUAACAUUGAUUUCGUUUAUGGUAUCAUUCUGCAUUGUAUACCACCUUUGACCGUGCUGCAAUUGAAAUUUUGAACAAUGACUUUUGUUUUAGGUCAACUAACUGAAAUCCAAUAUACAGCAUACCUGUUGGAAUAUUCAUUUGUUGCACGAGUGUAUCUAUAUGUAGAUAGCAACUUUGUUGUUGCCAUUCUCUUCACCACCGUAGACAGGGGAAGAGCAGCCGUUUCAGCUAAAGAUUUACACAUAGUAAAGAUCCACACAUUUUUUUUUGUUAAAAAAAAAAUAAAAAGAAAAAAACUCUGGUGUGUGGCGUUUUAUAAUA
This is a messenger RNA of Lingula anatina, 1679 nucleotides long. Its product is annotated as sialate:O-sulfotransferase 1. Lineage: Eukaryota; Metazoa; Brachiopoda; Lingulata; Lingulida; Lingulidae. The record is from RefSeq and is a predicted model, not a curated record.